Molecule: messenger RNA, 1452 nt
Organism: Cucurbita moschata (crookneck pumpkin)
Lineage: Eukaryota; Viridiplantae; Streptophyta; Magnoliopsida; Cucurbitales; Cucurbitaceae
Product: myb family transcription factor APL-like
Exons: 6
Coding region: 168-1286 (372 amino acids)
Molecular function (GO): DNA binding; DNA-binding transcription factor activity
Source: RefSeq, a predicted model, not a curated record
UUAUACUAUUUAUCUAAAUUAAAGAUAAUCUGAGGGAGGGUCAGGUGCUUUUGAGUUGAGAAAGAAAGCGAAUUAAGGGCUUCACCGCCAACGUGAGUCGGCAGCUACUACUUUGGGGGUGGGAUUUGUUCUUGAAUCUAUCCGUAUUCGCUUCGGAGGUAGAGAGAAUGUUCCAUCCGAAGAAAGCGUCGAGUAUGAAUUCUCACGAGAGAGGGGUGUGCGUACAAGGCGACUCUGGUCUCGUCCUCACCACCGACCCCAAGCCCCGCCUCCGUUGGACUGUCGAGCUUCAUGAGCGCUUUGUCGACGCUGUCACUCAGCUCGGAGGCCCUGAUAAGGCAACCCCAAAGACCAUCAUGCGAGUUAUGGGUGUAAAGGGUCUUACCCUUUACCACCUCAAGAGUCAUCUCCAGAAAUUUAGACUGGGAAAGCAGCCUCACAAGGAGUUCAAUGAUCAUUCAAUUAAGGAUGGUAUGCGAGCUUCAGGUCUAGAACUUCAUCGAAACACGAUUUCUUCAUCCAAUAUGAUCAACCGCACCAUGAAUGAUAGCAACUCAAACAUGGUUGAUGUGAUUAGGAUGCAAAUGGAGGUGCAGAGAAGAUUGCACGAACAAUUAGAGGUGCAAAGACACCUGCAGUUGCGGAUCGAGGCUCAAGGGAAAUAUAUGCAGAGUAUACUAGAGAAAGCUUGUCAAACCCUUGCCGGUGAGGACAUGGCAGCUUCCGGGGGCUACAAGCUCAUGCCUGGAAUCCCAAGCAAUAAUAAUCAACAAGGUGUUGGCGACAUGGGCGGAGGUAUCAAAGAUUUUGGGACCCCUCUCGGCUUCCCUUCAUUUCAAGACCUCAACCUCUAUGGAGGCCACCAGCUGGAUCUUCAGCAAAACGUGGAUGGAUUCAUGCCUCACAACGACAGCUUACUGUGCUUGGGAAAGAAGAAGCCGCGGCCACCUGCAAACUACGGAUCCGGAAAAUAUGCGUUGGACUGGCCGGAUGAUCUCCGGCUGCAAGGCAUAGGAAUGACGCCGCCGCAGCAAGCAGAUCAUGAAUUCAAAGACAUUAACAUUGUUGCGACGCUGGCAGAAAGAGGUCAUUUGGAGGAAAUGUAUGAGGCAAAGCCAGUGGGAUCGGAUGAGAGCAUGCUAGGGGAUCACAAGAAAUAUGAUACCAAUGACAAUGCGUCCUUAAAGCUUCAGAGGCCGUCGCCCAGGAGGGCACCCCUUUCAGCAGAAACAGUCAACCAGUCUCUUACAAGCGCUCCGCAGGUCACACUUUCACCUUUUGGUUAAUUUUGUUAAAAUAUCAUCGGUUUAGUGUUCAGAGUUUUCAGUUAAGUAUUUUAGUUUGAGUGAAUACUUCCAUUUUCAACUUAAAAAAAAGAGUGGAUGUCAAUUAUCGUGUAAUUAAACUCAUUUUCCUUUAUGAUUUUAAAUUCAGUACUUAUAAUGGGCAUAA